CUCUAAACUUCUUCUCAGACACAGUUGCCUGAGUAAGCAGCACAGGGGAACGCGCAGUUGUUUGCUGGAGCCCCAGCUGUAGCGCAGGGACAAAACCGAGCAGGUUGGCAGUAGAAAGCGGAAAAUUAGUGCCCUGCGCGGAGAUGUGGGGACUCGGGAGAUCGCGUCAUUGUGCUGGACAUUAAGACAAAAGGAAGAAGUUAUGCCCUCGUUCCUAUCGACGUGACCCUGUCUCUAUUGCUAUUACGAUAUUGCCUGUUGACUUGUUUGUUACGGCUGUGCAAAAGAACCGCUCGGCCCCAUGACAGCUCUCCAGGCAUAAUCCUUGCACUAGCCACACAACUUUACUUGCUCUUUGGCACCAUGGAUUGUCCAGGCUGGCUACUGCUGCUGCUACUGCUACUGGGAUCAGUCUCACUCACUGCAGGGCUCAACAGCAUGGGCAGAAUUGGGUCCCAACGUGAAAAGGCAUGCAGUCCUCGAAUGGGAAAUCUAGCUAUUGGUCGACGUUUAUGGACAGAGACAACCUGUGGUCACAAUAACACUGAACUCUACUGCACAUACCGAGAGUAUAUUGAGCAGACUUGUACCGAGCCAAAAUGUGACAAAUGUAAUGCUGCACUGCCACAGCUCUCUCACCCUCCUUCAGCAAUGGCAGACUCCUCCUUCAAAAUUCCACGAACUUGGUGGCAAUCAGCAAGGGAUACUCAACGGGAGGUCAUAAGAAUGGAUUUGGAAACAGAGUUUUAUUUUACUCAUUUAAUUAUGGUGUUCAAAUCUCCCAGACCAGCGGCAAUGAUUUUGGAGAGGUCACAAGAUUUUGGUGUCACGUGGACUCCUUACAAAUAUUUCUCAGUAAACUGUUCUGCAACAUUUGCUAUGGAGGACGAUAUCCAAGAGAAAGAGGCACUUUGUACUUCACGUUACUCCCAGGCACUUCCUUGUACUGGAGGAGAGGUUAUAUAUCGUACUAUGUCACCUCCAUAUUCGGCUGAGGACCCUUACAGCAAGGAGGCUCAAGAUCAGCUGAAAAUCACUAACCUUCGAGUGCAACUGCUGAAGCAACAACCAUGUCCAUGCCAGGAGAAGACCCCUGACAUUAAACCUCAAUAUUUCACACACUAUGCUGUCUACGAUUUUAUUGUAAAGGGCAGCUGCUUUUGCAAUGGACAUGCAGAUCACUGUAUUGCUGCAGAAGGGUUUCGGCAAGUAAGAACAACUAGCAAAAUACAGGUGGUCCAUGGAAGGUGCAUCUGCAAGCACAACACUGCAGGUCUCCACUGUGAACACUGUGCACCUCUUUACAAUGAUCAACCAUGGCAAGCUGCAAAUGGUAAAACUGGAGAACCUAACCCCUGCAAAAAGUGUAAAUGCAAUGGACAUGCAGACAGUUGCCACUUUGAUAUGGCUGUAUGGUUGGGUUCAGGAAAUCUAACCGGGGGAGUGUGUGAUAACUGUCAACACAAUACUGAAGGAUUACAAUGCCAGAGAUGUAAACCUGGAUUCUUCCGUGACCUUAAGAUUCCAUUCUCAGCACCAGAUGCCUGCAAAGCAUGUUCUUGCCAUCCCGUUGGAUCAGCUGUACUUCCCUUUGGUAACAUCACAUUAUGUGAUCCCACAAAUGGAGACUGCCCGUGCAAGCCGGGGGUAACUGGUCCUCAUUGUGAUCAAUGCAUGGUUGGCUACUGGGGAUUUGGAGAGUAUGGUUGCAGGCCAUGUGACUGUGCAGGCAGUUGUGAUCCACUUACUGGGGAUUGUAUCACCAAUAUGGAUAUCGACUGGUAUCGUGAAUUUCCUGAACUAAAGUCUGUGUAUAAUGAGAGUCAGCUAUCCAGAACCUGGGAAGAUGAACAAGGAUUUUCAGCUCUCCGCCAUUCAGGGAAAUGUGAGUGCAAGGAGCAAGCAUUGGGAAAGCCUGAAGUGUUUUGUGGCAUGAAAUACUCAUAUGUGUUAAAAGUAAAGAUCUUAUCAGCCCAUGAUAAAGGUUCGCACGCAGAGGUCAACAUUAAGAUUAAAAAGGUGUUGAAAAUGUCAAAGCUCAAGAUUCGUCGUGGAAAGAGAACACUUUAUCCCGAAUCUUGGACUAAUAGAGGGUGUACAUGUCCCAUCUUAAAUCCUGGCCUGGAAUACCUUGUGGCUGGAUAUGAAGACAUACGAACAGGCCGUCUUAUUGUCAAUAUGAAAAGUUUUGUCCAGGUUUGGAAACCAGUUCUUGGAAAGAAGGUUAUGGAGAUACUAAAGCAGGACUGCAAAUGAGAAGAGGAGAUUUUUCACAUGCACAAAAAUGUACUUUAUUGGGCACAGUUGGUAAAGGAUAGAGAGGAAAGCCUGAUGGAGCCUGAUGGUUCCUUGUUGAUUCCCGUGUACAGUGUUUGGUGGAGAAUAUUAUUCAGAUGGACGUUCACCAGUUCAUCCUAUUCUGGUUCCUUCCUUUUUGAAAACAUCUGGAAAUAUAAAAUUCAGUGAAUGUUCUAUGGUGACAAUGUGAAGAUAUAGACUGCAUUAUGAUCUAGUGAUGGCUCGAUUGGUUCCUACUCCCCAGGCAAUGCUAUAAAUAAAUUAUUUUUAUACAUUGAAGGUACAGUCCAAAAACUACAAUACCUUAUAUCCUUGAAGUGUUUUAAGUGUCGUCCUUUAAAUAUAAAUAUUUACAUGGUAAAAUGCACUUUACAGUCUUCUAAAUGAAUUUGUGUAACUUUUUUGCCUUUACAUGCCGCAAACAUGGCAUUGAAGUGUUCCAACCAUGAUCGUAUGCCACAUUCACGCUCUGUAAAAUGGUCUUGUUUGUUUUGUAUUCUGUAUUUUUUGAAAGCUUAAUUUAUAUUGAAACAUAUUUCCAUGAAAAAAUAAAUUGCUAUUGUUUCUGUUUUGCA
Messenger RNA from Xenopus laevis (African clawed frog), 2873 nucleotides. It is a transcript of the gene ntn4.S, whose product is annotated as netrin 4 S homeolog. The record is from RefSeq and is a predicted model, not a curated record. Gene Ontology annotation, cellular component: plasma membrane; laminin trimer. The transcript has 10 exons. Bases 364 to 2256 code for a protein of 630 amino acids. Gene Ontology annotation, biological process: animal organ morphogenesis; tissue development; axon guidance. Lineage: Eukaryota; Metazoa; Chordata; Amphibia; Anura; Pipidae.